Cutaneotrichosporon cavernicola is the source of this 1308-nucleotide messenger RNA. RefSeq lists its product as uncharacterized. Lineage: Eukaryota; Fungi; Basidiomycota; Tremellomycetes; Trichosporonales; Trichosporonaceae. Gene Ontology annotation, biological process: positive regulation of transcription by RNA polymerase II. Gene Ontology annotation, molecular function: RNA polymerase II cis-regulatory region sequence-specific DNA binding; protein dimerization activity; DNA-binding transcription factor activity, RNA polymerase II-specific. Bases 1 to 1308 code for a protein of 435 amino acids. The record is from RefSeq and is a predicted model, not a curated record. The transcript is spliced from 5 exons.
AUGUCUCGCUCCGUCUCCAUCAAUAUGGGCGGCAUGCCCGACUACGGCAGUAGCCAGGAAGGCCUUGGUAUGGAGAUGCCUACCGGUUUGGAAGGAAUGGUCAACUAUGGCGGCCCAAGUGACGAGGGACGGGCAACAGGCCCCGGAAUGGCGCACCAGCCACAGCACGAUCCCCUUUACCCUCCAUCAUCCUCCCACGGGCCUCCACAAGUAAACCCCGUCCAAUUCCAGGCAGAGACGGGUAUGGAGGGAUCAGACGACGACGAUGAUGAAUCUCCUGCCCCUCACCUGAAGCGCCCGCGUCAGACGCAGGAUGUGCCUGGUGGCUUUACCUACCGUGACAAGGACGGCGAAGAGAGCAGCCGUCGCAGAAUUCGCAUCGAGUACAUCACCGACCGGCCGAGGCGGCACAUCACUUUCAGCAAGCGCAAGGCUGGAAUCAUGAAGAAGGCGUACGAACUCUCCAUCUUGACCGGCACACAGGUACUCCUCCUUGUCGUCUCAGAGACUGGCCUUGUGUACACGUUCACAACUUCCAAGCUGCAGCCCCUAGUUACCAAGCCAGAGGGCAAGAGUUUGAUCCAAGCCUGUUUGAACGCCCCCGAUGGCUAUGACCCCGACGGCGAACCUACAGGCGCUCCAAUGCAGGCCACUAAAGGAGGCAAGAGUGGAGGGCUGUCGAUCCGGCCCCACAAACUGUCGGCCGAGGCGUCCAAGAAGAUGCUCGCGACGGCAGCUCAGGUCGCCGGCGCAACACCAGGCGAGGCGCAGGCCCGUGCCAACCACGCUGCGGCUCAGGCACAGGCGUCGCAGGCUCUCGGAAACGGCACGCCAGGAGCUCAACGUCCCAAGAAGCGGUUGCCCUCGCGUAAGCGCUCCGCUCAACACGGCGACAUGCCUCAACAGCCCGAGAUUAUCCCCCCCGUGCCUCCGAUUCCCGACAUGCACCGCCAGUCGCCAUCGUCACAACACAUGAUGUCGCACGGCCAUCCUCAACCAAACCCAAUGCACUCUCCUCUCAGUGGCGGCUACCACAUGCCGCCCGAGUACGCUCCGCCUCACCACGCUCCUGGGAUGCCCUCACCGACCUACGGCUACCCUCCAACGCCCACUGGUCCGGCAAUGGAGUAUGGUGGCGCGCCACCACAGAUGGCGUACGGAUACCCUCCACCACCAGGCCAGCAUGCUGGUUUCAUAUCGCAUCCCGGCAUGUACCAGCAACAGCACCAGCCGCCGCAUCCUUCGACUGAACCUCGCCGCAUGAUGCCCCCGAGCGAGGGCAGCAGCAUGAGUAACAUGGGCAUGUGA